AUGGCAUCGACUGUGAAGAGCCGAGUGUGUGCUCCUUCGAUCGCAUGCGGAAGCAUAAUCUCCGGAAUUUUGGCAGCAGACAGUCAGUGGGCACGUGCAUCGAGUGCAUUUUUUCCAAGUCGUUGUGAAUCCCACAAGUCGACGACGUCGUCCAGAACCGGCGGAGGUGGUGUUUCGUGGGGAGCUACAUGCGGUUGGACUUCCACGUCUGGGUCCGGAUGGCGAACUCGAGAGGCGUCGUCGGGCGGAACGAGGGCUGGCGGGAGCGGGUUCGUGAUUCAAUCACGGAGAAAGCUGCCAUCGCCGAGCUGCAGUGCUGCUGCCGGCAUGGAACGGAGAGCAGAGCAGCAGGAAGAGGACGAGGAUGAGGACGAGGGUUUUGUGAGAUUGAAAUUGGCCGUCUUCCUCUCGGGCGGGGGCUCCAAUUUCCGAGCUCUACACGCCAACACGCUCAGCAAUUCCAUUUACGGGGAUGUCGUCGUGGUCGUGUCCGACAAGCCCGCUUGCAAGGGAUGCGAUUACGCCCGGGAGCACAAUGUUCCCGUGCUGGCGUUCCCUCAAUCCAAGAAACAUGCUCCCGAAGGACUGACUGCGGUCGAUCUCGUGGCAGCCCUGAGGAAGCUGGAGGUGGAUUAUGUGCUGCUGGCAGGCUACUUGAAGCUCAUCCCGGAGGAGCUGGUGAGAGCGUACCCUCGGUCGAUCCUCAACAUCCACCCUGCGCUGCUUCCGGCCUUCGGAGGCAAGGGCUACUUCGGGAUGAAAGUUCACGAGGCCGUAAUCAAGUCCGGAGCAAGAUUUUCCGGUGCCACGGUGCAUUUCGUGGACGAGAAAUACGACAGCGGGCCCAUUCUGGCUCAGAGAGUCGUCCCCGUUUUGGCUGACGAUUCGGGCCACGACCUUGCUGCCAGGAUUCUUAAGGAGGAGCAUGUGCUCUACUCCGAAGCCGUGGCCGCCCUUUGCGAAGAUCGAGUGUUGUGGCGAGAAGAUGGAGUUCCUCUGAUUAGAAGAUCUUGGAAAGGGUCGGCCGAAUACUACUGA
This is a messenger RNA of Marchantia polymorpha subsp. ruderalis, 1038 nucleotides long. NCBI's taxonomy places the organism in Eukaryota, Viridiplantae, Streptophyta, Marchantiopsida, Marchantiales, Marchantiaceae. The record is from the annotation of a GenBank genome assembly.